CAGAAAAUCAAAAUUUACAACAAGAAGCUUGGCUGUUUCUGGAGCAAAAUUUUGAAAAUCUAGACAAAUUUUAGCAGUUUUUCGUCUUUAAACAAUGUACGACGACGACGAAGAGCAAGAAGAAGGGCCAAAGAGCUCGUUCACGACAUAUUUAGCCGAAGGAGACGUUUUAUUCAAGCAGGGGGAGUUCAAGAAAGCGCUAGAUAGCUAUAAUUUGGUUCGUAUGUUUUGUGGAAGUUUUGUCUUCGUUUUAAACAGUUCUUAACUUUAGUUAAGGUCGUUAAGCGUAGGUCAGACACGGAAAUUUUAUUUGACGAUUUCUAUUGGAGGACUUAUUUUAAUACACAUACAGUUUAAAUUAAAUGUUUUGUGAAAACGUAAAAAAAUAUAUUUCAUUUUCCUUGUUCACUGAAGAUAUUAAAGUAAAAGACGUCAAAAGGAAGUGUAUGUUUUUACUGGGAAUGAACUCAAAAGCCCACAGAGUCCCAGUUUAAUAUAUGUCUGUGUGUGUGAGAAAUGUAGAAAAUGUUUGCAUGAAACAUUGUGGUGUCCAGAUAGAGUUCCUGCAGUUAGAAAGUGUUAAUAGGUUUCUGCAGAGUUCCUGCAGUUAGAAAGUGUUUUUGUCAAAUCAGAAAUUUGUGUUCACAUAGAAAUUUUGCACAGAUUCUCCAAAAUUUGUUUGCCGUUUUCACAAAUUGAGGGAAUUUGCGCAGGAGACUAAUUUCCACCCAGGCCAAAACUGUACAAUCCAAAUAUUCCCAGGAGGGGUGGGUGGUCCUGUUGAGGCAGUGGUGUGCUGUCUCCCUUUCUUCAAGUGGAAGGAACUUGACGGGGUUUUUUCCAUCACCAGGCUUUGGAACUGAAGCCGACGGAGAAAUUUGCUCUUGUUGCAAGAUCCAGAUGUCAUCUUCAACUUGGAGAUACCGAGUCUGCUUUGAAAGAUGCUGAAACAGCACUAGAGGAUGACAAAGAAUUUAUACGGGUAAGAAUUUCUUCAUUUCUUUGGCAAGGAUCAAACUGCUAAAUGCAUUUGAAAUAAGGGACAACCCAUAGAUGGAUUUUCAGAUUUUGCUCUUCGGGGCGCUGAAAAUUUAGCAGGGGAGUUACAGGGGUGUAGGGGCACAGUCUGCAGGGGUGUGGUCACCCGGGUGGGGAAGUUAGGGGGAUAAGUGGAAAAUUUUGAGACUUUUUAUUUGGUACAAAAUCCUUAUUUCAAUAAUACCACUGUCAUUCAAUCCAACAAAAGCAUUUAAAUUUCAGGGGGGUGUAAAUUUCUCUAGGUGGGGUGGGAAAACUUGUUGAUGUUCUGAGUAUGUGUGCUAUAUGUACCCUUAUUUUUAUCUGAUUCACUAUAGGCUUUAUACCAGAAAGCAGAAGCACUUUACUCGAUGGGAGAUUUUGAGCAUGCUUUGGUAUUCUAUCACCGUGGAAACAAGUUGAGACCUGAACAACAGGAGUUCAGGCUGGGCAUACAGAAAGCGCAAGAAGCCAUCGAUAACUCUAUUGGACGUAAGAAUAUAAUAAAUAGAUAAUUAUAGCAGGGUUCGAUAAUUUGCAUACGUACGCCAAUAUUAGACCAUAUUACUGUCUGGUACUUCUUUGUUUUCAGCCACGUACAACGUAGGUACGCGGAACUCUUGCUAGCUGCGUACUUAUUUUUUGCUGGUAGCACAUGACCUUUCCAAGUCCAAGGUAUUCAAUACCGUAAUUUAGUUGGUAUAUCAUGUGUCUGAGAUGUCUUGGCAUGAAACAUGAUUGCACUGAUGGCACUAAGAAACGUUGGAGUCGGUUGUUUGAAAUAGCAAAACUCCGUUUUUAAAUAGCAUAACACCCUUUUCAAAUAGCAAAACACCCUUUUCAAAUAGCAAAACAUCCUUUUCAAAUAGCAAAACACCCUUUUCAAAUAGUAAAACACCCUUUUCAAAUAGCAAAACUCCGUUUUCAAAUAGCAAAACUCCGUUUUCAAAUAGCAAAACUCCCGUUUCAGAGAGCAAAACUCCCUUUUCAAAUAGCAAAACUCCCUUUUCAAAUAGCAAAACUUCCCUUUUCAAAUGGCAAAACACCCUUUUCAAAUGGCAAAACACCCUUUUCAAAUGGCAAAACUCCCUUUCCAAAGAGCAAAACUCCCUUUUCAAAUAGCAAAACUCCCUUUCCGUUUCAAAUAACAAAACUCCCUUUUCAAAUAGCAAAAAUCCCUUUUCAAAUAGCAAACACCCUUUUCAAAUAGCAAAACACCCUUUUCAAAUAGCAAAACAUCCUUUUCAAAUAGCAAAACACCAUUUUCAAAUAGUAAAACACCCUUUUCAAAUAGCAAAACUCCGUUUUCAAAUAGCAAAACUCCGUUUUCAAAAAGCAAAACUCCCGUUUCAGAGAGCAAAACUCCCUUUUUAAAUAGCAAAACUCCCUUUUCAAAUAGCAAAACACCCUUUUCAAAUAGCAAAACACCCUUUCCGUUUCAAAUGGCAAAACUCCCUUUCCAAAGAGCAAAACUCCCUUUUCAAAUAGCAAAACACCCUUUUCGAAUAGCAAAACUCCCUUUUUAAAUAGCAAAACUCCGUUUUUAAAUAGCAAAACUUUCUUUUCAAAUAAGCAAAACUGCCUCUUCAAAUAGCAAAACUCCCUUUUCAAAUAGCAAAACUCCGUUUGCUACCUCGUAGUCUGAACAUACUUUUCAGAAACCUCUACUUUGUGAACCUUAUUGUAAAGACUAAGUACACAUUGAGUAUUGAGUUUGUUAUAGCGCAAGUACGCGGCAACAACCAUUGGCGUACCAGUCAGGUACGACUAGAAAUCUUGAAUGAUCGCACCCUGAUUAUAGUUAAUUUGAUUAUCAAUUAAUUGAAUGAGUAAAUUUUGUCUUUUGGUAUUCUGCAGGUGCUGCUAAAAUUAAAUUGGAAAAUAAGGGUGAUCUAUCAUUCUUUGCAAAACAAGAUGAAGUGGUGAGCAUAUACACCCAAUACUUGUUCUGCAUGUGCAUCACACACAUAGUUUAUACGUUAUAUAUAUUUAUUGUUAAUUUUGUGUGUUUGUGGAUAGAAAAAGCCCAAAGGAUAUGUGAAGCCAAAAGCUGUGAACAGAAGCCAACAGCAACAACAGACGAACAGAGGAAAGAAUACCAAACCUGCCCCAUCUUCAACAAAGACUGUCAAACAAGUAAGAAGAUUUGUGUGUCAAUCAAAUUGAAAUUGUACCGUGAUCCAUUCUUUAGACUGAGUUAAACUCACAUCAUGUAUUUUGAAUCAAAUUUAGUUGUUAGGUGAACUCUAUGCAGACAAACAGUACUUGGAAAAUUUAUUAAAUGACAAAGGUAUUUGCAAUUUUUCUGCUAUGUUUCACUAUUGAACAGGGUUAGACAUUUGCAGUAUCUUGAUAUCCACAGGAUACUAGAAUUUGGUUUUGGAUACCAAAUUGUGAAUGACUUGUAUCCUGACUGGACAUUACAAAAUUUCAAACAUUAGGAUAAUGCUAAACAGGGACCUAGCCAGGAUUAUCAAUCUACCCAUCCAAAAGGAAUAGGGAGUUUAAGCUUCACGUUUCCGGGCAACGGCAAACGGCAGUUUCGAACUUUCUUGGCAUAAUUUUCGUUGAACGUUUUCGUUCCAUAUUUUCUUUCUUGUGUCGAAAGAAUAAUCAUGCACUGCAGUUUUAAAACAACAAGCUCAUUUACUCUUUAUUGCCUGAUACCGUAAUUUUUUUCUUUUCCUGGCGUUUGCCGUUUGACGUAUAAACGCGAAGCUUAAACUCUCUAAUAAAUUUGAAAUCAGAUCUUUAUCUUCUAAAAACGUGAUUUUUAGCAGUCAAAAGAACACGUGUGAAAUUGCACAGUCAAAAUUGAAGAGCAAACAGCAUAGUUGACCUCACGAACAUAAUCGCCGAAGUUUUUGUUAAAAUCAGCUUAAAACACUAAAUAUUUCGCUAAUAUAUUAUAUAUAGGGAUUUGUAACUUAUUUGCUUGUGGAUGUAUGUGCAGGGAUGUACAGUGACUGUUGAAUGUCAUGUUGUCGCAAAAUUUAAGCUUGUACUGUAUAUGGUUGUGUAUGAGUCUGCCUUGUUGAAAAUAAGCAGCCUUUGAUUUCCAACCUGGUGGUCUAGUUAUUGACUGUUGAGUCUCCUCAAAUUGUGAAUCUUGUCUUAGGGUGUACAUUCCAUCUUCUAGGUUUCGUCCAAGGCAACAAUGACAGCACAAUCUAUGGACUGAUCUCUGGUGGUAUAAACUACCUGGACUCGCGCACUGAAUUCUGGCGUCAACAGAAACCACUGUAUGCACGCAAGAAAGAGAAACCCUUACUACACCGGAAUAAACCCAAACAAAAAACCGAAGAUCCUGCCGACUUUGUCGUUCGCUCUCUGGACGAAAUCGACCAGAAAUUAUCUGACGGUGACGAGCAAGGCAGUUUAAAACAGGCUGAGAACACGCUACGACAGGUGAAAGGCAUGAACGAUAAAGCAAUACCCAACAAACAAGAAGUCGUUGCAAAUCUACAUUCCUGCAUUGGCAAUGCUCAGCUGGAAUUAGGCGAGCCUGCAAAAGCUUUGGAGAAUCACAAAAAAGAUUUGAAUAUUUCUAAGAAACUGUACGUGAAUUGAAAAUUUGUUUUUCUAGUACAAGCUGUUAAAACUCAAACUGAAUGACCCAAAUAUUACAUAUAAAAAAUCAUAGUGGUGACACUUUAAGUCAAAAUUUCACAUCUUGCUUUGUGUAGUGAAAGCAGAGACGGUAUAUCUCGUGCAUUGGAUAACAUCGGCCGCUGUCAUGCGAGAAUCGGUCAGUUCGCUCAAGCCAUAGAUAGCUGGAUGGAAAAACUACCAUUGAGCAAGACACCUUUGGAAACCACGUGGUUGCAUCAUGAAAUAGGACGAUGUUACCUGGAACAGAAGAAUUACCAGGACGCAUUAGAAUGUGGUCAGCGGUCACUCGCAUCGGCACAGGAAGCCCAGGAGAAAGUAUGGGAGCUCAAUGCAACUGUACUGAUCGCGCAGUCGCAAGGUAGGUCCGUUGUGUUGUGUGUUUUAAAGUUGCUCAUGAGGACGUGAGGUUUAUAUAAUAUUCCUGAAAAGAUUCAACGAAAAUUGAUACUUCGAGAAAAUUUUCUGGAGUCAGUUUAAUGAAUCGAGAGAUUACUUUCAUACUGACGAGUCUUUUAUAAAUUUUAUCUUGUUGAAAAAUGAAGACAGAAAAACAGCAUACUAUAGUUUGGUUCUAAAGUUUUAGAACCUAGCUCAUACCAAUAGAAAAUCUUGCGACAAUAAAAAUGUGCGGAUAAGGUGACCUCCCUAAAUUUUCACCCAUUAAUGAAUCCGCUAAAUUGUUGAUAAUGACCAAAAUGGCGGAAAAUUUACACCAAGUUAGGCCAAAAGCUUUACCGGAUAUUCUCAUAACAUUUCUAUGAAUAUUAACGCGAUUCAAUACUGUUGUUUUGUGCAGUCAAACUGGGCGAGUUGGAAGCAUCACUCGACUCGUUUCAAAAUGCUCGUGAGAUCGCCGAAAGCUUAGACGACAAAGCCGCUGAGAUCGCCAUUGCAAAGGCAAUUGGUGACGUCCAGGACAGAAUAAACAAAGGUAUUGUUAUAUAUUCUUAUCUUAUUAUUUCGCACGUUUGUUAAACUAAAGUUGUGGUAUAUAGUUCCUGUUUGCCUCACAUGAAGUUAAUCCAGUUAUUCUGAGUACUUUAACUACUUUGUGUGUGUGUUGGUGUGAUGUACUCAGGUAAAUAUGUUGUUUGUGGUGUUACUCUCUGAGAGACACACUUGGCAAGCUGAAAAGUUAGCCUGACCAUGGUGGGAAUCGAACCCGCGACCUUUGGGAUACAAGUCCAAUGCUCUACCAACUGAGCUACGAGGUCAAGUCGGUUCGAGUUAGUGGUAUCCCAAACGUCGCCAUAAAUAAUGAGGGUUUGCACACGGGUUAGUGCACGUGUGUUAGCUUAUUCGCCAAAUGGUAGUCACUGUUGUAUUAGCUUCAGAAAAAAACCUGACACACUAACACUGUUGUUCAGGUGUGGAACCAGACGACACGACUACCACCCAAGAUGGUCCGGACGAAUCCCAACAGCGACAAGAAGAUGAAGAGAAAACAGAGGACCUCACGGGAUAUAGCAGUGAACAGCAGGAUAAAGAUGGACAUUAUGAUGAAAACCCUGAUGGAUAUCGUGAGAAUGAUGAUACGGAAUUUGAUUCUAAGGACACCGGUGGUGCAACUGUCGACGACUCAGGAGAAAAAACACGUGAAAGCGAGGCUACGUUCACCGAAGAAACUGGCACAUCGUGAAAUGUCUUUUUACUAAUAUGGAAUAAAUAUGCAUAAUGCUUAGUAGUGUAUUAUAUCAAUUGGGAUUUCUUAUAUGUUACUUUAAUACAGUAGUAGGAAAAAUUUCGGUAUUUUAUGUUUGUGUAAAUAAAUGUACUACGCACCCAGGCUGAAAAUAGUUGGGCUGUGCCUUUGGUGAUUACUUAGACACUAGACUUUCCCAAAUUUUCGCGGUUCGUAUGUACGCUGAUUAGAUACGUGCAAGCCAGGUGUGAUUGUUAGUUCAAGACCAUUUUCAUGCAUCGCUUCCCGCCCGCAUUUUUGCGCGUCCAGGGCAUGCCCGUUCGCAGGUUAGUUGGCACCAUUGCGCGC
Paramuricea clavata is the source of this 6619-nucleotide messenger RNA. NCBI's taxonomy places the organism in Eukaryota, Metazoa, Cnidaria, Anthozoa, Malacalcyonacea, Plexauridae. The record is from the annotation of a GenBank genome assembly.